Helianthus annuus (common sunflower) is the source of this 2573-nucleotide messenger RNA. RefSeq names its product glucosamine inositolphosphorylceramide transferase 1. Gene Ontology annotation, molecular function: glycosyltransferase activity. The transcript is spliced from 4 exons. The record is from RefSeq and is a predicted model, not a curated record. The coding region runs from base 279 to 2411 and encodes 710 amino acids. Gene Ontology annotation, cellular component: membrane. Lineage: Eukaryota; Viridiplantae; Streptophyta; Magnoliopsida; Asterales; Asteraceae.
CGCACGUCACGUUAUCCCAACAAUAUCACCGUCGUUUGAGUCUCUGCCACCUUUUUUCACCCUCAUUUUACGCAAAUGUUAUCAAAUUUCAGAUGAAUAAACCAUCGCCACCCACUCAAAUUUCUUCCUAAUCCCCAUCACCAUCAAUAUCCUCAACAAAACCCUUUAAUUCUUUCAAGAUUUGGUCUUGAAAUUCAUUUCUUUUCUUUUCCACCGAUUAUUAAUUGGUUUUGAAUAAUAAUAAUAAUAAUCGGUUACGGUUCAAGGGUUAUUUAUACAUGGGUUGGAGUCCGACGUCGGAUAAAACCCACGGGUCGCGGUGGCGCGUGCACGACAAUGGCGGUGGCGCGUGCAUCUUGCAUCCUCUGUUUGUUUCGUUUCUGCUGUGUAUUUCAUUUGGGGUUUUUUAUAUGUUUUAUUUGUUUAGUGGCAGUAAUUUGGGUUAUGAGAUAUCAGUUGGUUGUCAAGAUGAUAAUGAAGGGUCAUGGGGGAUUGGAGUUUUCUAUGGGGAUUCACCCUUUUCUCUUAAACCCAUUGAAGAUAUGAAUAUAUGGGACAAUAGAAGUGCAGCAUGGCCUGUAGCAAACCCAGUUUUGACUUGUGCUUCAGUCACCGACGCUGGGAUCCCGAGUAAUUUUGUUCUUGACCCCUUUCUUUAUGCUAAGGAUGAUAUGCUUUACAUGUUCUUUGAAAGCAAGAAUCCGAUAACAAGGCAAGGAGAUAUCGGUGUUGCAAGAAGCAUGGAUGAUGGAGCAACAUGGGAACAUUUGGGUGUGGCAUUGGAUAAAGAUUGGCAUCUUUCACAUCCAUAUGUAUUCGACUACAAUGGUCAAAUAUAUAUGAUGCCUGAUGGAAGUAGAAAUGGGGAUCUUCGUCUUUACCGAGCAACAGAAUUUCCUUUAAAGUGGAAACUUGAAAAGAUCAUCUUGGGCCGCCCACUCGUGGAUGCGUUUAUCAUACAACACGAAGAAAAGUACUGGAUAUUCGGUUCUAUUCGAAGUCGAAUCACCUGCCAACAUCUUGAAAUCUGGUAUAGUAACUCGCCAUUCGGCCCAUGGACCGCACACAGGAAAAACCCCAUUUCAGGACCACUAAACGGAGGCCGACCCUUUUUAUACAACGGGAAUCUCUAUAGAUUAGCUCAUGACGAACGUGUUCGUGUUUUCAAAAUUGAAAUUUUUUCGGUAAACAACUACAAAGAAGUAGAAGUUGAUUUGGGAAUGAAGAACCCCACAAAAGGUAAAAAUGCAUGGAACGGGGCACGAUCUCAUCACCUUAAUGUUCACCGGUUAAGAACCGGGAAGUGGCUCGCGGUUGCAGACGGAGAUAGGACUCUUUAUGGUGACGUUACGCGUAGACGCAUAGUUGGGUGCGGUUUAGUUGUAACCGCUGGUUCGAUCAUUUACGUUAUAUGCUGGCUACUUGGGUUUGUCAAAUGCUUAGUCACCCACAAUUUGAAGAGGAAAAAUCCCGCGUAUUUAGUCUGGGAGAGAUUAAAGUUGAGGUUACGGUUGAAUAUAAACCCGAAUACUUACACGGGUAAGUUUAUUUUUGCAUUACUAGUGAUGAUCUCAGUUAUGAUAAUGUGCGUCGGAUUUUGGUACAUCUACGGCGGAAACGGGGCGGAUAAACCGUAUUCCGUUAACAGUCGGUUUUCUCAGUUUACGUUAUUAGCAAUGACGUACGAUGCUCGAAUCUGGAACUUAAAAAUGUACGUAAAACAUUACUCUCGAUGUGCCUCGGUUCGCGAAAUCGUGGUGGUUUGGAACAAAGGGAAGCUGCCGGACCUAAACGAUCUGGACUCGACGGUUCCGGUCAGGUUCCGGGUCGAGGAGCAAAACUCGUUAAACAACCGGUUUAGGCCCGACCCAUUAAUAAAGACCAAAGCGGUUCUCGAGCUAGACGAUGAUAUCAUGAUGAACUGUGACGAUCUCGAACGUGGGUUUAAAAUAUGGCGGGAAAACCCUCAACGGCUAGUCGGGUUUUACCCGCGCUUAGUCACUGGACCACCACCAUUGAUGUAUCGACCCGAGAAACACGCCCGAAAACACAACGGGUAUAACAUGGUUUUGACCGGGGCGGCGUUCGUUGACCAUGACGUGGCAUUUGAGAGGUAUUGGGGAAAAGAGGCGGAACCUGGGCGGAACAUGGUAGAUGAGGUUUUCAACUGUGAGGAUGUUUUGAUGAACUUUUUAUACGCAAAUGCCACGGUGGGGGGCGUGUCGGUGGAGUAUGUGAAACCGGCUUGGGCUAUCGAUACGUCGAAGUUUUCGGGUGUGGCGAUAAGUGGGAACACGCAGGCACAUUACCGGGUGAGAAGCCAGUGUUUGGAGAAGUUUAGCAGGUUGUAUGGAGGAUUGACUGAUCGGAAAGUUGAGUUUCGGCGGAGGAAGGACGGGUGGGAUUUGUAGUUUUACGGCGGAUUGCUAUGGUUGAGCCAUGGUGGUCUGUCGACCGGCAAAACAACCCGGUUUUGCUGCUGGAUGCAAAAAUGUUUUUGUAUAGAGGCGUAAUUAUGAAAGAAAAUAAGUUAUAUGAGCAAAUUUUGAUAAUGGACAAUGGUGAUUUAUUUA